This is a messenger RNA of Megalops cyprinoides (Indo-Pacific tarpon), 3820 nucleotides long. RefSeq names its product WASH complex subunit 5 (gene washc5). The transcript is spliced from 29 exons. The coding region runs from base 108 to 3587 and encodes 1159 amino acids. Lineage: Eukaryota; Metazoa; Chordata; Actinopteri; Elopiformes; Megalopidae. The record is from RefSeq and is a predicted model, not a curated record. Gene Ontology annotation, biological process: endosome organization; regulation of actin nucleation; actin filament polymerization. Gene Ontology annotation, cellular component: endosome; WASH complex.
GAUCAAUGUGAGCAGGAACUGGAGAGGAGUAAUAGAGCUGGUGUUGUGCACCGCACCCCUCCUCCGAUUCUGCGGGGUCGCUUGGAACCCUCGCCUACUGUAAAGCCAUGGUGGACUUUCUCGCCGAGAACAAUUUGUGCGGCCAGGCGAUCCUCAGGAUUGUGUCUAGAGGGAAUGCCAUCAUUGCGGAACUCCUCCGUCUCUCCGAGUUCAUCCCCGCCGUAUUCAGGCUCAAAGACAAAAGCGAUCAACAGAAAUACGGCGACAUCAUCUGCGACUUCAGCUACUUUAAGGGUCCAGAAUAUUACGAGGGAAAGUUAGAAGCCAAGCCAGAACUUCAGGAUCUAGAUGAAGAAUUCCGGGAAAAUAACAUUGAAAUUCUGUCACGCUUUUACCUUGCCUUUGAAAGUGUCCAUAAGUACAUUGUGGAUCUAAUAAGAUAUCUGGAUGACCUCAAUGAAGGUGUAUACAUUCAGCAGACCUUAGAAACUGUGCUAUUGAAUGAAGAUGGAAAACAGCUCUUAUGCGAGGCUCUGUAUCUCUAUGGAGUCAUGCUGUUGGUCAUUGACCAGAAGAUUGAGGGUGAAGUCAGAGAGCGAAUGCUGGUGUCCUACUACAGAUACAGUGCCGCCCGCUCCUCGGCGGACUCCAACCUGGAUGACAUCUGCAAGCUCCUGCGCAGUACGGGCUACUCCAGCCAGCCGGGGGCCAAGCGCCCCGCCAACUACCCCGAGAGCUACUUCCAGAGAGUGCCUAUCAGCCCCACCUUCAUCAGCAUGGUGAUCGGACGCCUCCGGUCUGACGACAUCUACAACCAGGUGACUGCUUAUCCACUGCCGGAGCACCGCAGCACCGCGCUGGCCAACCAGGCGGCCAUGCUGUAUGUCUGCCUUUUCUUCACCCCCUCCAUCCUCCACACUCAGCAGGCCAAGAUGAGGGAGAUCGUGGACAAGUACUUCCCUGAUAACUGGGUUAUCAGCAUCUACAUGGGGAUCACUGUGAACCUGAUGGAGGCCUGGGAGCCCUACAAAGCUGCCAAAACUGCACUCAACUACACCCUGGACACAGCCAACAUCAAAGAGCAGGCCUGUCGGUACGCAGCCAGCCUGGACACCCUGAGGCCACAGGUGCAGCAGCUGCUAAAGGAGGGCUUCCUGCGGGAGGAGAUCGUCCUGGACAACAUCCCCAAGCUGCUCAACUGCCUGCGUGACUGCAACGUGGCCAUCCGCUGGCUGAUGCUCCACACGGCGGACACGGCCUAUGACCCAAACAACAAGAGGCUGCGACAGAUCAAGGACCAAGUGAUCAAUGACUCCAAGUACAACCCCAAGAUCCUCUUCCAGCUGCUGCUGGACACAGCCCAGUUUGAGUUCAUUCUGAAGGAGAUGUUCAAACAGAUGUUAUCUGAGAAACAGCUUAAGUGGGAGAGCUACAAGAGGGAGGGUUCUGAGAGGAUGACUGAGCUGGCUGAAGUGUUCUCAGGGGUCAAGCCCCUCACCAGGGUGGAGAAAAACGAGAACCUGCAGGCCUGGUUCAGGGAGAUCUCCAAGCAGAUUGAGUCCCUUAACUAUGAGGACUCCACAGCUGCGGGGAGGAAGACAGUGCAGCUGAUCCAGGCUCUGGUGGAGGUGCAAGAGUUCCACCAGCUGGAGUCCAACCUGCAGGUGUGCCAGUUCCUGGCCGACACCCGCAAGUUCCUGCACCAGAUGAUCCGUACCAUCAACAUCAAGGAGGAGGUGCUGAUCAGCAUGCAGAUUGUGGGCGACCUCUCCUACGCAUGGCAGCUUAUCGACAGCUUCACCUCUAUCAUGCAGGAGAGUAUCAGAGCAAAUCCAUCAAUGGUGACAAAACUGCGAGCCACUUUCCUGAAGCUGGCCUCUGCUCUGGACCUGCCGCUGCUACGCAUCAACCAGGCCAACAGCCCGGACCUUCUCAGUGUCUCCCAGUUCUACUCGGGCGAGCUGGUGGCCUAUGUUCGUAAGGUGUUGCAGAUCAUACCGGAGAGCAUGUUCACCUCCCUGGCCAAAAUCAUCAAGCUGCAGAUCCAUGACAUCAUGGAGGUGCCCACCCGCCUGGACAAGGACAAACUGAAGGACUACGCCCAGCUCGGGGCGCGCUAUGAGGUUGCCAAACUCACCCACGCCAUUUCAAUUUUCACCGAGGGGAUUCUGAUGAUGAAGACCACUCUGGUUGGGAUCAUAAAGGUGGAUCCCAAGCAGCUCUUGGAGGACGGCAUUCGGAAGGAGCUGGUCAGAAGGGUGGCCUACGCACUUCAUAAGGGCCUCAUCUUCAACCCCAAGGCGAAGACCAGUGAGCUGAUGCCCAAGCUGAAAGAAAUGGCGGCCACCAUGGAUGGGUUCUAUCGCUCCUUUGAGUACAUUCAGGACUACGUCAGCAUCUACGGGCUGAAGAUCUGGCAGGAGGAGGUCUCCCGCAUCAUCAACUACAACGUGGAGCAGGAGUGCAACAGCUUCCUCCGGACCAAGAUCCAAGAUUGGCAGAGUGUGUAUCAGUCUACCCACAUCCCUAUUCCCAAGUACCCCUCUGUGGAUGAGUCUGCCACCUUCAUUGGCCGUUUAUGCAGAGAGAUUCUAAGGAUCACUGACCCCAAAGUAACCUGCUACAUCGACCAGAUGAACACUUGGUACGACAUGAAAACACACCAAGAGGUUACAAACAACAGACUGUUCUCCGAGAUUCAAGACACUUUGGGGACUUUUGGACUGAACGGUCUUGACCGGCUGCUCUGUUUCAUGAUUGUAAAGGAGUUACAGAACUUCCUGACCAUGUUUCAGAAGACCAUUCUCCGGGACAAAUCCGUGGUCGAUGUUUUCAAAGCUCUGCUGAAUGCUGUGACCCCAGUGAAGGGCAUUGUGGCAAAUGCUAGCAAAGUCUAUGCCAACGCAGUGGCCAAAACGCAAAAAAUCUGGGCGGCCUACCUGGAUGCGAUUAUGAAGGUGGGUCAGAUGCAGAUUCUGAGGCAGCAGAUUGCCAAUGAGUUGAACUACUCGUGCAAGUUUGACUCCAAACACCUUGCUGCCGCCCUGGAAAACCUGAACAAGUCUCUGCUCGCUGAUAUUGAAGCACACUACCAGGACCCCUCCUUGCCCUACCCCAAGGAGGACAACACCCUCCUGUACGAGAUCACUGCCUACCUGGAGGCUGCCGGGAUCCACAACCCUCUCAACAAAAUCUACAUCACAACCAAGCGGUUACCGUACUUCCCCAUAGUGAACUUUCUGUUCCUCAUCGCCCAGCUGCCCAAACUGCAAUACAGCAAAAACCAAGGAAUGACAUGCAGGAAGGCCACUGACCCUGUGGACUGGCCCCCUCUGAUUCUGGGCCUGCUGACCCUGCUCAAGCAGUUCCACUCCAGAUACACAGAGCAGUUCCUGGCUCUGAUAGGCCAGUUCAUCCGCUCCAUCAUGGAGCAGUGCACCAGUCAGCGGAUUCCAGAAAUGCCCUCAGAUGUGGUGGGAGCGUUGAUGUUCCUGGAAGAUUAUGUGCACUACACAAAACUGCCACGCAAGGUUGCUGAAGCCCAGGUGCCCAGUUUCAUCUUCGAUGAGUUCAGGACAGUACUGUGAUACCUGGAGGAUGAGUGCACUUCUACAGCAGUAUUCCUCUUUUGACUGACCCAGGAAGAAAUCCACAGUCAUGAUAUGGCCUUCUAUGUCUGAAAGCACUAAUGAACUUAAUCAAAUGUUUCCAUUUUUUUAAUGUAACAUUUUUAGAAUAAAUUAGUAGACUCGAGUGUGAUAACAUGUCACUUUGUAAGCACUCAUUAACCGAUUAAAUGGCAACGAUUUUGUGAAUAAAA